AACCUGUAGCAGGGCUCGUGGUUAAUCUUCUCCUGUGUCCAGCGAAAGGCUUCAAAGUGCUCCCUUGCAGGCUUUUCCCUCCCAGUGUGGAGUUUUAUUUUCCUAAACGGAGCAAAACCUCUCUCAGGGAAUGAAAAUAUCGGUGGUGUCCAAGAAGCUGUGGUGCGUCCACAAACAGCUGCUUCUCUUGCUCGCUCCACUGGUUUUUCUGCCUAUACUUUUUACUCUGCCAGAAAAGGAGGGAAGAUGCCUUUACGUGGUGAUACUGAUGGCUACAUUUUGGUGCACAGAGGCCCUGCCUCUGGCGGUCACAGCCAUGCUUCCAGUCUGUCUCUUUCCAACGUUGGGAAUUCUCCCGGCCAAAAAAGUCUGCCCCCAGUACUUCAUCGAGACCAACUUCCUCUUCUUCAGCGGCCUUGUGAUGGCAUCGUCCAUCGAGGAGUGGGGCCUGCAUCGUAGGAUAGCACUGAAGGUCCUCAGUAUUGUCGGAGUAAAACCCGCUUGGCUCAUCCUGGGAAUGAUGAUGACCUCCUCCUUCCUUUCCAUGUGGCUGAGCAACACUGCAACAACAGCCAUGAUGCUUCCUAUUGCAAAUGCCAUACUGGAGAGCCUGUUUGGGGACCUGGAGACCCUGAAGAAAAAGUGCAAAUCUCCAGAGGAUCACGACAGUGCUAUAAUAAAUGGGCAGACCUCACUGAAGCUCCAUCCGCUGCCAGCAGAGCCUUCUGAAAAACAAAUGCUGUCAAUGGAUGGGAUCGAUGCUGUGGAAACUACAGACAUGAGGACAGCUGAGGAGAUCCGAUCAGAGUCAGAGUAUCAGCUAAAAGUGUGGAAAGGAUUCUUGAUCUGUAUUCCUUACGCUGCCAGUAUUGGAGGGACAGCCACAUUGACAGGCACUGCACCAAACCUUAUUCUGAUUGGUCAGCUCAAAAGCUACUUCCCAGACUGUGAUCUUAUCAACUUUGGCUCUUGGUUCGCCUUUGCCUUCCCGCUUAUGCUUCUCUUCCUGUUUUUGGGAUGGAUAUGGAUCUCUUUUCUUUAUGGUGGACUGAAUACAAGGUUGUGCUUCACAAAACAUGACCAUAGAGCCCAGGCAGAAGCCAGAGCCAGAGCUCUAAUUAAAGAAGAUUACAGAAAACUGGGACCCAUAAAUUUUGCAGAAGGGGCCAUCUCUUUCUUUUUUAUUUUAUUCGCUGUUCUUCUGUUCACAAGAGAUCCCAAAUUUGUUACUGGCUGGUCAGUGUUUUUCAAAAAAGGGUAUGUCUCAGACGCUGUCACUGGUGUCAUCAUCGUGUCCAUUUUGUUCUUCUUCCCAUCACAGAAACCAUCUCUGAGUUGGUGGUUUGACCCACAAGCUGUAAACACUCCAUAUGUUCCUCUGCUUUCAUGGAAAAAAGCCCAGGACUCUGUUCCCUGGAAUAUUAUUCUCUUGCUCGGAGGCGGCUUUGCAAUGGCCAAAGCUUGUGAGGAGUCCGGCCUUGCCUCCUGGAUUGGAGGCCACCUCCAGCCUUUGGCUGAAGUUCCCCCCGCUGUAGCUGUGAUGUUGAUCACUGCUUUCCUGGCCUGUUUUACUGAGUUUGCAAGCAACACAGCCACUAUUAUCAUAUUUCUACCUGUCAUUGCUGAGCUGGCCAUUCGUGUCUCUGUGAACCCUCUGUACUUCAUGAUCCCUGCCACAGUGGGAUGUUCAUAUGCCUUCAUGCUCCCUGUGUCCACACCGCCCAACUCCAUCGCAUUCGCAUCCGGACAUCUCAUGGUCAAAGACAUGGUGAAAACCGGCUUUGUGAUGAAUAUCCUGGGGAUCCUCUCAGUCUCUCUGGCUAUGAACACGUGGGGCGUCACCAUGUUCAACCUGAGCUCUUACCCGGAGUGGGCGCACGCUUCCAACAACACAAUGAAGUCAAUCAAUGCCACACUCUGAUGAUGUAAAUGCAGACUGUAUAUAGAUAUAUAACUAAACCUAUACAUGGACACGUCUUUUUUUUUUUUAUGUCUGUUCUGUUGCUAAAACACCACAAGGCUCGGUUACUCCUGUUACUUCCUCUGCUGCCUUUAGGAAGCUUUUUGUAAUUAUUGCUUCAUACGUUUCAUACUUUAUUCUUUGCUUCACAGAUUUUAAAUUAAUUAUGUGAAUAUGAUGUACAGAAUGCCGCAUUGUCAUACACUGUUUUAUAGGCUGGAAGUACUGACUGCCUUUCUAGACAUAUGCAUUUGUGUGAUAUCCCAUCUUUCCAGACCCAGAAUGAGGUCAGACACUAAUGCUGGACUAGAAGAUCUGGCUCUCAGUUUCUUCUCUAAUUCAUCCUUAGGGUGUUUAAGUUCAGGGUCAGUGCAGGCCGAUCAACCUCGUCCACACCGAACGAGCUCUAUGGACCUUUGUGCACCGGUGCCAAGUCACGUUGGUACAGGAAGGGGUUUAAUAUUGUCCAAAAUGUCUUAGGAUGCUGAAGCCUUGAGAGGUCCUUUCACCGGUGCCAAAGGACCGAGCCCCACCCCUGAAAAACAGCGUCACACCAUUACCCCUUAGCAUCAAAGUUGAAAAAGCAUUAGCCCUUCCCCUAAAAACUGCCAAACUCAAAACUCUUCCCUUGGUUUGCAAGAAGGGAGAGGCAUGAACACAUCCCCGCUGCUCAAGAGUCUGUUGUACUUUACGCCAGGGGUUCCCAAACUUUUCAGCCCGCGACCCCCAAAAUGCCAGAGACCGGUGACACCAUUUUGGCGAGGGGGGAUUUUUU
This is a messenger RNA of Fundulus heteroclitus (mummichog), 2735 nucleotides long. It is a transcript of the gene slc13a3, whose product is annotated as solute carrier family 13 member 3. Gene Ontology annotation, biological process: citrate transport; monoatomic anion transmembrane transport. The coding region runs from base 131 to 1921 and encodes 596 amino acids. The transcript has 13 exons. NCBI's taxonomy places the organism in Eukaryota, Metazoa, Chordata, Actinopteri, Cyprinodontiformes, Fundulidae. Gene Ontology annotation, molecular function: citrate transmembrane transporter activity; sodium:dicarboxylate symporter activity; succinate transmembrane transporter activity. The record is from RefSeq and is a predicted model, not a curated record. Gene Ontology annotation, cellular component: membrane.